AUGGAAAGGUAUCGUCAGCGAAUUAGCCUGCUGUUUGGGGAAGAUGGAUUCACGGACGAUGAGAAGACAAUCCAAGAGCAACAAACACUGAAACAACGGAUAAAAGAUGCACUGGGAAGUGACAGUGAAACCGAGGAACCGACAGAACACUGGUCUGACACCAGCAUAAGCACCGACGAGGAAGAAGACACAGUCGACCUAACAUGCAACGAUCUGGAGGCAGACCUAAAAGACUUGCAAAUCGGAAAAGUACAGACGGAGCACAUCACUUUCGACGAAAGAAGACAUGCGAAGGAGUUAGCUCAAUUCCAGAGACAAAUGGCCGCACGUAUCAACAAGAGGAAGUAUAAUGAUGAUAUUGGGCAGUACGGAGUCGAAGUUUUUCAAAAGGCAGAAAACUUACUUCAACGAACAAGUCUUAUAGAAGCAACAAUAACAUCACUAUCAGCAGUAUCAGAGAGCAUCAAUGACUUACCAACACCAGCACAACACGAUGGUAUCAAUGACACCAAACCACGACUAACCAGAGCUGAACGUCGCACCGCGGACAAACGAGCCUGGUAUAAACGGAAAAAGUAA
This is a messenger RNA of Macrosiphum euphorbiae (potato aphid), 579 nucleotides long. The record is from the annotation of a GenBank genome assembly. NCBI's taxonomy places the organism in Eukaryota, Metazoa, Arthropoda, Insecta, Hemiptera, Aphididae.